Messenger RNA from Ceraceosorus bombacis, 800 nucleotides. The record is from the annotation of a GenBank genome assembly. Lineage: Eukaryota; Fungi; Basidiomycota; Exobasidiomycetes; Ceraceosorales; Ceraceosoraceae.
AUGGGCAAGCACUACUGCGAUUACUGCGACGUGUACCUCACGCACGAUUCGACCUCAGGUGAGCUUUGAUGCAUCACAUCACUCUCUCACCAAUCGCAAGAGCGCAUCCAUUCCCUCCCACUCACCUCCUCUCCUCAUCACUCCAUCCCCCACAUUUCGCCGCGCAGUCCGUAAAGCGCACAAUUCGGGCAGAAAUCAUAUGCAAAAUGUGAGGGAUUAUUAUCAGGGACUGGAUCCUGCCAAAGUGCAAGGAAUCUUGGCGGACGUGACCAGAGCGUACGAAGAGGUCGGAUUGACCAGACCCACGGAGGCGAUGGGUGGGAUGGGCCCCGCUUCGGGCGGAGGAGGCGGGGGAGGAUUUGGAGGUGGAGGUGAGUGCAUGCUACGAUGGGGAAAUGCGUGCAUACAUGCAUGCAUGCCUGCUCCUCUGAGCCUUUUGCAAGUACGCCUUUACUUUAUCUAACGCUCGCGUUCCUUCUGAUAUAUUAGGCUAUCGACCCCCUUUCAGACCGCCUAUGGGUCCGGGCGGGCCGAACGGUUACGGACCACCAGGCGGAGGGUACGGCUACCGACCUCCAGGCGGUCCAGGUCCUGGCGGUCCAGGUCCUUCAGGAGGACAGUUCGGUCCACCACCAGGCUACGGUCGACCUCCACCAGGAAUGGGUAUGGGCGUAGGCGGUCCGUCGGGAGGACCUCCUCCGAUGGGUAUGCAUGGUCAAGGACCGCCUUCGGGACCUCCUCCGCUUGGCAUGGCUAGACCUCCCCCCAACUUUGGUCCCCCGCCCGGAUUUGGAAGGUAG